UCCAGAUGACUACACAUGGCUCUACCCCAUCCUACUGCCCUCCAUCACCGACACACUCAUGACUCUGUACAGAGCCCACUGUGCAGCUGAUGAUGAAAAGCUGUCAAUGACUCUGAAAGAAUUGGACGAGAAACCUGACAGUGACCUCUGUGAACUCCUGGAAUUAAUGAGUGAGUAUCAGUGUUGGAGAGGAAAGGAAGACUUGAGCACAUUCACUGACCUCCUCUGGUCAGCAGCUGUGACUCUCAGCAAACUCAAAGAGUGCAGAUCUCCGUUGAACAAGCUCCUCUGUUUGCAAGAGACAAAUGCUGAAGUCACUAAGGUCUACAGGCGACUGCAUCCCGAGAGAGACAGUCUUAUGGCGUACUCUCAUGACGAACAGGGGCAACUCAUCUCGUCAAAACUCUUCUCAUUUGUCAUUGUCAGAUCACAACAAAACGUGGGUUGUUUGAGCUCUGAAAUCCGCUUCAUAUCUGACUUUGCUGGGUCUGUACUACAUACGGAAGAGUAUGGAUAUCUUCUCACAGAACUGAAGGGUUGUUACCAGCAAUUGAGUGAUCUCUAUGUUGAUGAAGAUGAAUGGAUAUAAAACACACGCACACACAAUGAUAACAAAACUGACAGAGCCGUCAGAUACAAAAUGACAAUGUUGUGAUGAUAUAAAAGGGUCUUGAUGCCAAUACGUACAUAUGUAUACAGGAGCUGUACUUGAAACAAAAUGCAAGGCAUUAAAAGUUUAUGAUACUAGAGGAAUAUUGGAAUCACAUAAAUUCUAGGCCGGUUUAUGUAUAUAAAUUUGGCAAUAAUUCUGUGGGUCUACUAUGCAAAGAUACAUGUAUGUGGGGCAGUAUGCAUGAGCAGA
Molecule: messenger RNA, 862 nt
Organism: Geodia barretti
Lineage: Eukaryota; Metazoa; Porifera; Demospongiae; Tetractinellida; Geodiidae
Source: the annotation of a GenBank genome assembly